Molecule: messenger RNA, 1311 nt
Organism: Prunus armeniaca (apricot)
Lineage: Eukaryota; Viridiplantae; Streptophyta; Magnoliopsida; Rosales; Rosaceae
Source: the annotation of a GenBank genome assembly
AUGCAAUCUCUGAUCCUGCAGGCAGAGAAUUCAGAAAAGGCGGUUGGUUUUCUAGGGUUGGUGUUCAUGGGGGUCUGCUUAAGCGCGCGAAUCAAAGCUGAGAGCCCUUGUAAUACAGGUCUGAAUUCAAAAAUCGUCAGCACUGAUGGGAAUCUCAGCACAAGCAGCAAGGUCUCAUCAUUUUCAGCGCCUCCAACUCCUCGGAGUGAGGGAGAGAUCUUGCAGUCUUCCAAUUUGAAGAGCUUUAGUUUUAACGACCUCAAAAUGGCCACCAGGAAUUUCCGUCCUGAUAGUGUGUUAGGAGAAGGUGGCUUUGGUUCAGUUUUUAAGGGGUGGAUUGAUGAAAACUCAUUUACUGCUGCAAAGCCUGGGACUGGUAUAGUUUUGGCUGUGAAACGGCUUAACCAAGAAAGUUUUCAGGGUCACAGAGAGUGGUUGGCAGAAGUGAAUUAUCUUGGACAAUUCCAUCAUCCUAAUCUCGUGAAACUAAUUGGCUUUUGCUUGGAGGAUGAACACCGGCUUUUGGUGUAUGAAUUCAUGCCUCGAGGCAGCUUGGAAAAUCAUUUGUUCAGGAGGGGCUCUUAUUUUCAACCUCUGUCUUGGAACCUCCGGAUGAAAGUUGCCCUUGGUGCUGCAAAGGGGCUUGCUUUUCUUCAUAGUUCUGAAACAAAAGUGAUAUACCGAGACUUCAAGACGUCAAAUAUCCUGCUUGAUUCGAACUACAAUGCAAAACUUUCCGAUUUUGGUUUGGCCAAGGAUGGGCCAACAGGUGAUAAAAGCCAUGUCUCUACUAGGGUGAUGGGGACCUAUGGAUAUGCAGCACCAGAAUAUCUAGCCACAGGUCAUCUAACUGCCAAGAGCGACAUUUAUAGUUUUGGAGUCGUUUUAUUGGAGAUGUUAUCUGGCCGGAGAGCAGUUGACAAGAAUCGACCAUCUGGGGAACAUAAUCUAGUAGAGUGGGCUAAACCCUUCCUGGCAAACAAGCGUAAGAUCUUUCGCAUCAUAGAUAACCGUCUAGAAGGUCAGUAUUCAAUGGAUGGAGCUUAUAAGGCAGCUAGCCUUGCCUCACGGUGCCUAUCCACAGAAUCCAAGCUCAGGCCAAACAUGGAUGAGGUUGUAACAGCACUGGAACAACUGCAAGACAAUGGAAGCGGUCAAGGCAAUGCAAGCAAUGGGCAGAGAAUGCGCAGACGAAGUGCAGAUGAUGCUAUCAAAGCAAAGCGUGCAGCAGCAGAUGCUAACAAGGCAGCAAACAAGUCAAGUAAUACUGUCGCUUAUCCUCGGCCCUCUGCUUCCCCUCUUUAUGCAUAA